This is a messenger RNA of Panicum hallii, 1577 nucleotides long. Its product is annotated as actin cytoskeleton-regulatory complex protein pan1-like. The record is from RefSeq and is a predicted model, not a curated record. Bases 143 to 1411 code for a protein of 422 amino acids. NCBI's taxonomy places the organism in Eukaryota, Viridiplantae, Streptophyta, Magnoliopsida, Poales, Poaceae. The transcript has a single exon.
AAUCUAUGCGCUGUGGGCCACCACCCGCAAUCGACGCGAAACAAAUUUUAUUUUUCUGCCGUCUUUUUUCCGAGUCAGUUCCAGCCUUCCAGGGCGCAAGCCCCCUUUGCGGCGAUCGCCGGGGAGCGGAGGGGAGGAAUCGAUGGAUGCGGCGCCGGGCGCGAAGCCGACAAGGCGGGAGCCGCCUCCCUUACCUCCUAACUACGUCAGCCUCCGGCACCUCCAGGAGCUCCGCCUCAAGGAGAAGGAGGAGCAGGAGAGGCGGCGGCGGGAGGAGGAGGAGGAGGCCGCGGCUAGGCGGGAGGCGGAGAAGGCCGCCGCGGCUAGGCGGGAGGCGAAGAAUGCCGCCGCGGCUAGGCGUGAGGCGAAGAAGGCCGCCGCGGCUAGGCGGGAGGCGGAGAAGGCGGCCGCGAUUAAGCGGGAGGCGGCGCUGAAGGAGGAGGCGAAGGGCCGCGCCGUCUCGUGGGAGGCCUCCGGCGGGGACAAGGAGAGGCAUCGCGGCGGCGGGCAGGUGCAAGGGCAGGGGCACCAGUGGAUCGCCGUGGCGCAUCGGGCCCCGGUCACGUCUCCGUGGCCGAUGGGGCGCCGGCAAGGCGCGGCCGGGAAGAACGAAGCGGCGAUAGGAGGAGGCCGUGGCAAGAAGGGGCCGGACGAUUCCAUCCCGGACAAUGCCCCCCAUGGUGGAGGGAAGCACCGGGUGAAGGGGAAGUGGAAGGGGACGGGGAAGGAGAAGCUCGCCGAUGCGCUUCCUGCUUCAUCGCAAGGCGGCAAGCCUGCUGAGGUGGUUCCUCAACCAUUGCACGGCGGCAAGCCGGAGAGCAAAAGUGAAUCGAAGGCGAAGGGGAAGGGGCCCGGAGAUCAGGCCGCGGAAUCGAGCUCCAGUGACGUGCCAGGCGAGCCAGCCGACGCAGCCAUCUUGUCCUCACGAGGCCGCUUCCAGCGCGGGAGACCGACGGGCGCUGGUGGCCGGAGCGCAGAGACGUGCGCGGGAAUCGCGCCGGAGAAGGCGGCCGGCCCGUCGCCGCCGCGAGGCGUGAAGUCGGACGACAUGGGGAAGCCGAAACCCUCAGCUGCCAGGCGCGCAGACGCGAUGGCUGGCAGCAAUUCGCCGGAUGGGAAGAAGGCAGCUCCGGCCCAGGCCCCGUGCCCCUCUGUCACCGACGGCAGCAGCAAACCGACGAGCGAUGGCGAGCUCCGCAACACCAUGGAGGCAAAGCCCGGGGGCCUAGUAGAAGGUCAGCGCCGGCGGCAGGUGGCAGUGGUUCAGGCCGUGGCCGAGCUGAACCCGCGGGGUGCGAGGUGUUCGGCUGGGCCCUGGCGCGGCCGAGGCAAUGAGGCCACGGAGCAGCACGGGCGAGUGUGGGUGCCAAAGGCGGCGGCGGCCGGAUCAUCUGCCGGCGCCGAGCUUUGAAAUUGCCGGAGUAGAUGAAUAAUUGGGCUGCGAUUGAAUCGCUUGGAGCUUGGGGCGAAUUACACUGGUGAUGGCUUGACUAAUCUUUAGUGAAUACCUGACUAGUUAUGGGAUGAUCUGUGAAAAGAAUCGAAGCGUUCUUCUUGUUCCUCAAUCUAUUUGGCUA